This is a messenger RNA of Pygocentrus nattereri (red-bellied piranha), 5725 nucleotides long. RefSeq lists its product as uncharacterized. Bases 601 to 1404 code for a protein of 267 amino acids. Lineage: Eukaryota; Metazoa; Chordata; Actinopteri; Characiformes; Serrasalmidae. The record is from RefSeq and is a predicted model, not a curated record. The transcript has 6 exons.
UGUUUCUCCUGUAAGCGUGCGCGCAGUGUGUGCGUGUUGGUGUGUGAGUGUGUGAGUGAAUGUGAUGUGUGUGUGUGCGUGUGUGUGUGUGUGUGUGUGAGAGAGAGAAAGAGCAGAAAAGAGAACAUUUCAUAGGAAGUUUAUAAACGCUGGAGUGUGAUAAGUUUGUUUUGGGGCUUGUUUUUCCUGCUUACAUCACCAGCAGCGCUCAGUGUUGAGCUCAGCUGGUCAUGUUAUCUUCAGCAAAGUUUUCCUUCAGCAGUGUGCCGUGGAGCGGAGUGUCGAGCUCGGUUUAGUGAGGAUACCUGGCAUGGUUUAAGCAGAAAUAGUCUUGUUAUAGUUAGUUUUUUUUCGAAUGGCGUUCGUGGGAUUGUGUAGUGGAAGCAGGCUUGUGCUGCUGCUGGUGAGCCCUUACUGCAGUUGCUGGACCCAUUCAGAUUCAGAGGACACUGUAUAAGUGGUAACUGACUUUGUAGAUUAGCCAGAUGUCUGGUCAAGUAGGCCAGGUAUGAAUGUGUAGAGACCGUUUUUAACAACACAGACGUAAAAAGAAGGAAAAAACAAACAAACAAACAAACAAAAAAACAAAUCUGGGGCAGGAUGCUGAAGACCCUCACUAAAAAACUCAGAAGACAUUCCCUCAAUGAAAUCCAUCCUUUUCAACUUAAGAUUUCUUACCAUGGUAGUGAGGAGGGUGGAGAGAGUGAGGAUUCUGAAGGGGAAAACCAAGAGCUGGCACAGAUUGAUAGAGAGCGUAGGAGAAACUGUGUUUUGACCCCUCUGGCCACAAGCCAACAGCACAACCAGGGUCUGCUGUCCCCAGCCCACCUACGGCGCUUGAGGCUGCUGCUGGAGCCAGCAAUGGACCGCCACAGUUCAGAAGAGGAGCUAGAGCGUAUCGCAGGGGCCACAGGACCCGAGGGCAGCUGCAAGUGGCCCCGAAAUGGCGAGCUCAGCAGCGCUUCCAGUGACGAGGAGGUGAAAGAUCUGUGUGAGCCCAGUUCUGGAACCCGUCUGAGUGCCACUUCGCCCAGCCCGGUUCUUUUCAGCUCCUCUCCACCCAGAGGCCUCAAACCCCCACCCACUGUUACCACAGCCCGGCUCCCCGCCAGGCCCAUCAUCCUCAGUCAUUUUGAGCAGCCCGCCAUGCCCUACUGGAGGCAUCGGCCGUCCUACACAGGGGAGCCUGGCCGGCCCAGCCUGGACCUGGAAAAGAUGCAACAGAAAAUGCUCCUGAAAAAAAACUGCGGUGGGAAAACAAGGACUAUAAAGAUCCGGAAUUUGAGCAGCAGUCGUCACUCCCCCAGAUACUCCUAUGACCCGUCCAUCUUUGCCUUCCGGUCUCUGAGCACAGCAACCCCAUGCAGCCCCCUGCUCUCCAACGAGGAACCUCCGUGUGCAUGAGGGGAAACGACUGGAACUUUUCAGAGACUAAACAACAGAGUUUGUUGGACCAAUAUUUCCUUCAUUAGGACAAAAGACAAUGUUCUUGUCUUGUUAUUUUGCAGGAAUUUAGCCUGAACAAAGUCCCUCUGUUGAUAAAACAGGAAGUCUAGACAGAAUGGCAGAAUGUACAGGAGGAUCAGGGAGUUGGGCGACAUUUUCUUGUGCUAUCUCUCCCUCUCUGUCUCUCUGACCCGAUCUCAGGAAAUCCCUUUGAUACUUGCUACAAUGACAAGGCCAUAGCCACUGUAGUGAACUGCAAACAACAGAGCCACAAUCUAAAGCUGCAUUUGACAGCUACAGAUGGGAGAAACCAGCAUAAUUUGUUCAGUGGUUCUUAGAUAAUGCCUCAUAACUGGCCACCUCUUGAUGUUUCAGGUAUGUACUUGUUCCAUUGCAGUUUUGGGCAUGUGCAUCAACACUGUUUGGAGAUCAUGUAGAGCAGUGGUCACAAACCCUGGUCCUGCAGAUUUACCUUCUUGUAGAGUCUAGUUCCAGUCACAAUCUGCUACACCUGCUCCAGCUAAUUAACUUACUUAGAAAUCUGCGAAUCAGAAGCAUUAGUGACGGCUAAGGAGGGGUAGCACGGCAGAUGCAGGUUAGAACUAAACUCUUCCGGAAAGAUCUCCAGGAAGAGGGUUGGCGACCGCUGUUGUAGAGGGUCUAAACCAGGGGCGCCCAAUCCUGGUCCUGGAGAUCUAGCACACUGCAGUGUUUAGCUCCAAACCUAAUCUAUCAGACCUGAUCCAGGUAAUCAAGGCUCUCCAGGGUGGUAGAUCUCCAGGACCAGGAUUGAGCACCCCGGUCUGAACCAAGAGCAUCAGUUGUGAUGGGAAAGAGAGACAAUCUAUUACAUUUCUGAGUGAUUUUUAAAAAAAAAUUUUUUAACUUGAGAGGUAUUACCAACAGAGUGACCAGAGGCCAGGUUUCCAACAUUAGGAGGAAUUUGGUAAUAACUCCAGAUAAGAUUUCAUACUAUUUAGGUUUGGUCAGCAGUCUAAUUAUUAAAUCAGUAAUGAUUUAUAUAACCGGUUGUGUGAUUUAAAGACUGAAAUUACCUGGUGACUGCUCUAGUGCUUGUCUAAUGUGUACUGUACUUUGACAAUACGUAUGUAGACAAAAUAAUGAAGAAUCAUGGUACUAGUCCAGACUUAGACUUAGCAUUAAGCAUGCAAAUCUGUUGAACAGUCGCACGUUUGACAGCUGUUUCAUCAGACAGCGUAUACAGUGUGAUGUGCCUAAACUAUGCUCCUUUGCCACGUUUGAUUGUUUUGGGUCAUGUGCAGUUAAGUACCAAAGUAAGUCAUUUUCAUGAUGUUUCAUUUUAAACUCCAUAUGGUUUAAGUCGCUUUCACCAUCCUGACCACACCCUUCCAUUUGUUUUGGUAAAAACAAAUAGAAUGUUGAAUAUAAAACAUGGAAGACAUGUUAAUGUGUGCAGUAUAUCACAUAAGUAAUCACAUUGUGUAAGAUAGGUUUUGAUUAACUAUGUACUGUAUUCAACAGCAUACCUAGCCUUUCGCUGAAUGUAGCCUACACUUGUAGGGGUCGAAGCAUAGGAUAACUACAAGGAACUAUUUUUUUUUUUGGAGUUGUUAUGGGUUCUACAGGUUCCACAUCAGAUAUAUCCGUGUGAAAGAAAUAUUAUAUGCACCUUUGGUUUGGACAGAACAGACAUGUUUGUAACAUGUGAAAAGCCACUCGUCCUCUUCCCACUGUUCCACUGAGAGAAAUAAACAUCUCUUGGCUCCAACAGUGUGGACUUUGUAACACUUACUUUCACUCAAGAUUACAUUUUUUGCCUGUAACACCAUUUCUUGAAUUGUUUUUCAUGCUAACACGACCCUGAGAUCUCUUUACCCUCAUUUUGUAACUGGAGUAAUGCCUCUUAAGCUGGAAAGCCUGGCAUGCAUGUCAGUAGAGAUGCAGUUGUGUCUGAUUUGAGCUCCAUGUGUGAGCCUUGUGUUCCAGCUAAGGGAGUUGAGGCAGCGGCCACCGUGUCCCUCAAUGUUUGGCUCAGGAUCUACAGCCAAAGACCCCACAGAACAUGUCCUGAGGGGAGCACGCAUCUAGGAUCUGGCCAAACUGAAGCUUGGGCUGGGUCAACAUACCACUUCCUCAUUGAUCUUGCUUGGUAAUGACGCUGUCUCAUUGUAACCAGGCAGUAAAAAGAACUGCUCACAGACUGUUUAUAGGAAAUCAAGACUAUUGAUAGGGCAUCUGCCCUGUCUUAAACUCUUCCGGGAAGGUUUUACAGUAGAUUUUGGAACAUUGCUGUGAGGAUUUGAUUGUACUUAGCUUGACGAGCAUUAGCGACGUCAGGUACUGAUGUUGGACAAUCGGUUCUGGAUCACAACCGUUGCUCUAACUCAUCACAAAGGUAUUGGAUGGAGCUUGAUCGCUUCAUAGAAUACGGUGCAUCACAGCCAAACAAUGGGACUUUUAUUCCUCUAGCUGACAUUCGGCAUGACCUUAGGCUCAUGUGCAGCUGCCCCAGAGUGUCUCAUCUUCUAUUAGCAGCGCUUUUUAAAGGAGCUGUCCUUCUGUCCAUCUAUGCAUCUAUAUAUAAAAAUUUGUCUGGAUACUUUUGGAUAUAGUAUGUAUACGUCCAAAAGUAUCCAGACAAAUUUUGAAUGAGUAAACUCAGUGCUUGUAUAUGAGGGUGAUCAUACAUUCUUUUUCCACAACUUGUCCUCUGUAUGGGAUCUAAUAAACUUGUCUGGACAAAAAAUCCUAACUUGCCCAAAAUGUGUGGAAUUUGGCUUCCAUGGUAGGAUUUGCCCCAUGCCACUCUGUAAUGUGUAAUGUCCUCUUUUUUGAAAUCCAAAAUAUGGUCAUCCUAUUUUAUAACAGAGAGAUAUUACUUGUACUGGUACUGAAAUAAAGUGUCUAGAUGUGCAAGAUGUGCGACUAGGUGUGCAGAAGUUCAACAUGUACAAUAAGGUGUGCAUAGUUCCGUAGUCCAGGUGCUCCAUAGAAAAGCUCCGCUUUUAGAAUGGGAUGCUUUUGAGCAGCCGGACAUGAGCCUAAGGUCGCCAUGCCCAGCGUUAGCCAGAGGUGUAUAUGGAUCUUUCUACCAAAUUGGUUCAAAGUCAGAGCUGAAAACACAUUUUAGACUUUUAACUGACUUGAACUUUAGACUACAGUCUUUUUGCUUUGAGUGACCCCAUACCUUGUUAUAUUAACAGCCAGCAACUUUUUUUUUUUAUUAAAACACAAGUUUACUUAACAGCAGAAAAUAUGUUUCAGAAAUGACCAUUCUUAAUGUUUCACACUGAUUUCCAGACUUUGGGACACAUUUACUUCAAAUCAAAGGGAUCUAACUGCUCACCAUGUGGCCAUGAGGGACAGGGAUGCAGUCUCACUUCCAUUUCUGAAUUGCAGAGGCGUGGCCAAAAUAAGGCUCUGCCUAUGGACUGAACUGUAUGUUUCAGUAGUGGCAUGAAAAUUUGGUAAAACUUUUUUAAAUUGAGCUGUUCUUUAUAUAAAAGUCAACUCUAAAAUAAAUAAAUAAAUAAAAAACAUUAAAAAAUGAAAGUAUUAUAUCAAGUUGAAAUUUAGGUGCUAAGAUUUGGGACAGACACUUCACAACAGAAAGUACCCUAUAAAUGAUCCUGUUGACAUUAAUAUUAAUGCAUUGAGUUUAAAUAUCUAAUGUCUAAAUAUUUCACUCUUUUCUUAAAUAGGCAUUUUUACUGUGGUCCUGCAGUUUGAACUAAAUGGGUAGAAUAAUCCAUAUAAGACAGAAGGAUUGAUGGACAGGUGGGACAGACAGGCAGACGCUUUUUAAUCUUGGAAGGCAACUGUAAACAUCACAAGAGCUACAAAAAAAAGACUGUGAACUCCAUUAUUAAUAACAACGAUACAUAGAAGAGAAAGAACAACGAUGGGAAUGGGCAACAAAGUAUUCAUCAGUAUUUUGUAGCUCCAGCUCUAACCUCACGCUGCUUUUUGGCCCUUUUAUGUCUUUUUAAAUGAUCUAAGGAGCUGUUUCCUGUAUAUUCCUUAUUGCUGUCUACAAAUGAUCAUUAGUGACUGGAUUUUUCUUUUAUAAACAUUUCCUAACAUUGUCCCACAAGUUUAACAAUGGGAUGUAGACCUAGGGAUGUCCUUUGGUGAUGUCAUGACCUAAAUUUCCUCCACCUCAAACCACUCCCUUACUGGAAAUGCCAUUUUUCUUUGUCUUGAUGCAAUAUGCAGUCUUUUGUUUUUGUAGCUUACCAUCUAACAGAAGGGACAGAUCUGUUUAAACACAUUAAAACAGUUGCUAAACAUCAACGUA